AUGUCUUCGUCCCAAACCUCGAACACCGCACAAGGAAAUUACCCGCCGCCAGGGGACACUACUUCUGAAGGAGGAUAUGGCGGUCAGGGCGUUCAAGCCUUCGCAUCCGUCUCGCAACGCGGACUCGUGGACCAGACGACAGAUGGUCAGCCGCUUGGGAACGAAUUGGAAGAUGCGUACCAAGGCACGGACGAAGUGGCUUCUAGGAAAUUCAGGGAAGAGCAAUCAGGCAAUCAACCCGGAGCGCAACCCGCCUUGAACCCAUAUGGAGAUUCGUUGGAGACUCGUGGAGAAGCCAAAGAAAGACUUACUCAAGGUGCAACUGACAUGCGUGCAAGGACGUACCAGGAUGAAAUCCUAGACCGGAACGAUCAAUGAAAGAACAUGUCAAAUUUGAGCGCGUUUCGCGCAAAUCUUUAAGUUUAUGCAGUACAGAGACAGGUCUCGUCAUCUUAAAAUUACUACAUGUUCUUGACCCA
This is a messenger RNA of Fomitiporia mediterranea MF3/22, 479 nucleotides long. RefSeq lists its product as uncharacterized. NCBI's taxonomy places the organism in Eukaryota, Fungi, Basidiomycota, Agaricomycetes, Hymenochaetales, Hymenochaetaceae. The record is from RefSeq and is a predicted model, not a curated record. The transcript has 3 exons. Bases 1 to 378 code for a protein of 125 amino acids.